Messenger RNA from Pochonia chlamydosporia 170, 969 nucleotides. RefSeq names its product aldehyde reductase. NCBI's taxonomy places the organism in Eukaryota, Fungi, Ascomycota, Sordariomycetes, Hypocreales, Clavicipitaceae. Gene Ontology annotation, cellular component: cytosol. The transcript has 4 exons. The coding region runs from base 1 to 969 and encodes 322 amino acids. The record is from RefSeq and is a predicted model, not a curated record.
AUGCCCUCCAAAACUGUCAAGUUCGUAUUGGGGACUCAUAUGGUAGGGGAUAGCACCAGAGAUCCAACCGCAUCAUUCGAUGAUGCAAAUGAUGUCCAGGCUCUCUUGAAUGCCUUUCACGAACGGGGCUACGACCAGAUUGAUUCAGCUCGAGACUACUCACCCCAAGCCCAAGGCACCUCUGAAAAACGGCUCGGCCAAUCUGGAGCUGCAUCCAAAUUCGUUAUACAUACCAAGAUUCAUAGCGGACACCCUGGUGACCAUGAAGCCGAAAAGGUUGCGUUGAGUAUCCAAGAGUCGUUGGCUGCACUGCAGACAUCCUCAGUAGAGACAAUGUAUCUGCACGUUCCUGAUCGUCAGACGCCGUUCGAGGACACUGCACGCGCAAUCAAUGAAGCCUUUAUUCAGGGCAAAUUCAAGAAAUUUGGAUUGUCGAAUUAUACCGCUGCAGAGGUUGAACAAUUUAUUGCCAUUUGUGAGGAAAAGGGGUAUGUGAGGCCAAGUAUUUAUCAGGGCCAUUACAACCCUGUUGUGAGGGGCGGCGAGAAGGAGUUGUUUCCGUUGUUAAGAAAGCAUAAUAUGGCUUUUUGGGCAUACAGUCCCGCUGCUGGAGGAUUCUUCUCUGGCAAGAUUGACACAUCCCAGCGUUGGAACAGCGAGACCUUUAUGGGCAAUGUAUACGGGAAUCUGUAUAGCGAUCCGUCUGUCCGUGCGGAAAUUGCCACUGUUCAAGAAGCUGCCGCAAAACAAGGCAUCACCAGCCAUGCAGCCGCGAUACGAUGGACCGCAUUCCACAGCAAGCUGGAUGGAGACUUUGAUGACGCAGUGGUGUUUGGUGUCUCGAAACUGGAGCAACUGCAUAAGACGCUGGAUGCGCUUGAGGCUGGCAAAUUACCGCCCGAGGUUGCGGACAGCAUCAGUGCGAUAUAUGCCAAGUUCGAGGGCAAAGAGCCCGCUUACCACCUCUAA